Messenger RNA from Strongylus vulgaris, 408 nucleotides. NCBI's taxonomy places the organism in Eukaryota, Metazoa, Nematoda, Chromadorea, Rhabditida, Strongylidae. The record is from the annotation of a GenBank genome assembly.
AUGGAUGAAGCUCGGGAUAAAGUCUUCUGCUUGGUUACCUACACCGCUACAGCGUUUACCCUAAUUGCUAUCAUGGCUAUAGCUAUCACCAUACCGAUGGCAAAUAACUACAACACCUCUAUAAGAAACACCGUGGAACGCGAUUUGGACGACUGCCAAAAAUCCUUGGAAGAAAUCCGUCAGCUUGUGGUGCCAAUGGUUCAGACGGACUCCCCCUUGCGUUGGGUAGAUGGAGAAGCACUUGCACAUCGUAAUGUAACCAUCGAACUUAGGGAGAAGAGGCAGGCAGGAUGCGCUGGCUGCUGUCUUCCUGGCGAGCCCGGUACUCCUGGAAAACCAGGCAAACAUGGAAGACCUGGAAGACCCGGAGCUGAUGGAGCACCUGGAUUCCCUGGACGUCCACCACGG